AAACGUAGUCUUCGCCUUGGGGGGUGGGGAGAGGAGAGGAAGAGAGCCAGCGAGGCAGGGAUCGAAAGAGUGGCUGGCAGCUGGGAGCUCCGCGAGCAGAGAGAGCGUAGGAAAGCGAGCGAAUUAGGAGUAGGGGAGACCGAGACUGACCGGUAGCCCGCCAGGCAGGUGGACGGACGCACCCCCGGACAGACAGACUGAGCAGGCGCCGGAGAACCUCGCUCUGGUUCCCCCCGCCUUUCCCUUUGAAAGCCAGGAUUUUGCCUUUUCCGUGGCGCCCGAGAGAGAAUGCUGGACUCUGCCGACUUCAGCGCAAGCUAAGAUUUCUCAGCUAGGGAAGAAGGAUCAGCUCAGUUCUGAGAAGGGGGGAAGCAAGCACCCCUGUCCCCAUUCCCCCUUCCCCCCCUCCCAUAUCAAACUCGGGCGCCAAACCCAGCCCUUCCCCAACCACCCGACUUCCUCCUCUCCUUUCUAGCAUGGUGGCUGUAUGGACAGUCUGACAGAACAGAGACUGACAUCUCCCAAUCUGCCGGCCCCCCAUCUGGAACACUACAGUGUUCUGCAUUGCACCAUGACCCUGGAUGUGCAAACUGUAGUCGUUUUUGCCGUGAUUGUAGUCCUCCUGCUUGUAAAUGUCAUACUCAUGUUUUUCCUGGGAACGCGCUGAAUGGAGUCCAGCCACCUGAGCUGUUUCGAACUCUCGUUUUGAUUUCAUCCCGAGAACCUCCAAGGGAAAAAAAAAAAAAAAAGACAGAGACAGAGACAGAGACAGAGACAGGGAAAGAGAGGGAGAGAAAGAGCAAGCUUUCUUACUCAGGGGGGAAAGCGUUUUGAGCUUCAACAUGGCCUCGCUGUGAUAUGUAUGACGUUGCUGAUCACUGGAGAUUCCAUCGUUAGUGCUGAGGCAGUAUGGGAUCACGUCACCAUGGCCAACCGGGAGUUGGCAUUUAAGGCUGGCGACGUCAUCAAAGUCUUGGAUGCUUCCAACAAGGAUUGGUGGUGGGGCCAGAUCGACGAUGAGGAGGGAUGGUUUCCUGCCAGCUUUGUGAGGCUCUGGGUGAACCAGGAGGAUGGGGUGGAGGAAGGGCCCAGUGACGUUCAGAAUGGGCACCUGGACCCCAACUCAGACUGCCUUUGUCUGGGCCGGCCACUCCAAAACCGGGACCAGAUGCGAGCCAACGUAAUCAAUGAGAUCAUGAGCACCGAGCGUCAUUACAUCAAGCACCUAAAGGACAUUUGUGAGGGCUACCUGAAGCAAUGCCGGAAGAGAAGGGACAUGUUCAGUGAUGAGCAACUGAAGGUGAUCUUUGGGAACAUUGAAGACAUCUACAGGUUUCAGAUGGGCUUCGUAAGAGACCUGGAGAAACAGUACAACAAUGAUGACCCCCACCUCAGCGAGAUAGGACCCUGCUUCCUGGAGCACCAAGAUGGAUUCUGGAUAUACUCUGAGUACUGUAACAACCACCUGGACGCCUGUAUGGAGCUCUCCAAACUGAUGAAGGACAGCCGCUACCAGCACUUUUUUGAGGCCUGUCGCCUCUUGCAGCAGAUGAUUGACAUUGCUAUUGAUGGUUUCCUUUUGACGCCAGUGCAGAAGAUCUGCAAGUAUCCCUUACAGUUGGCUGAGCUCCUCAAGUAUACCGCCCAGGACCAUAGUGACUACAGGUAUGUGGCAGCUGCUCUGGCUGUCAUGAGAAAUGUGACUCAGCAGAUCAAUGAACGCAAGCGGCGCUUGGAGAAUAUUGACAAGAUUGCCCAGUGGCAGGCCUCUGUCCUAGACUGGGAGGGCGAGGACAUCCUAGACAGGAGCUCGGAGCUGAUCUACACUGGGGAGAUGGCGUGGAUCUACCAGCCCUACGGCCGCAACCAGCAACGGGUUUUCUUCCUGUUUGACCACCAGAUGGUCCUCUGCAAGAAGGACCUGAUCCGGAGAGACAUCCUGUACUACAAAGGCCGCAUUGAUAUGGAUAAAUAUGAGGUAGUUGACAUUGAAGAUGGCAGAGAUGAUGACUUCAAUGUCAGCAUGAAAAAUGCCUUCAAGCUUCAUAACAAGGAAACUGAGGAGAUUCACCUAUUCUUUGCCAAGAAGUUGGAGGAGAAGAUACGCUGGCUCAGGGCUUUCAGAGAAGAGAGGAAAAUGGUGCAGGAAGAUGAAAAAAUCGGCUUUGAAAUUUCUGAAAAUCAGAAGAGGCAGGCUGCAAUGACUGUGAGAAAAGUCCCGAAACAAAAAGGUGUCACCUCUGCUCGCUCAGUUCCUCCUUCCUACCCACCACCGCAGGACCCGUUAAACCAGGGCCAGUACCUGGUCCCUGAUGGCAUCGCUCAGUCGCAGGUCUUUGAGUUCACCGAACCCAAGCGCAGCCAGUCACCAUUCUGGCAAAACUUCAGCAGGUUAACCCCCUUCAAAAAAUAAUACCAACAGGGAGGCAGAUAAUUUUAAAAUAAAGUAAAUAAAAUUAUAUUUAUAGAUGGACCUUUUUUCGGAGAAGCACUGUUGAAAUUUAUAUAUAUAUAUAUAUAUAUACACACACACACACACACACACACACACACACACACACACACACACACACACAUACACACACACGCAUACACAGACGCACACAGGACCUUGAGUGUACACACACACACACACAUACACACACACACACACACACACACACACACGCAGAAGGACCAAAAAUGUUUUCUGUUGUUUUGGGGAAGUAAAAUCUGUAGUUGGUAGGAAGAAGUACCAAUGAAUUCCAAACACAUGAUCCCUUCUUAAAAUGUUUUCCAUUCUUACCCUGUCCCCCUCCCCUUUACUUUCAGAAAAUGACAUUUCUAUUUGUUCCUUUUCUUGUUGAGGUAAUCUUUUUGCUCUCCUGUGAGUGAUUCAUUGACUUGUCAUUAUUAACAUAGAUGUGUUUGUAUUGUUUUUUAGUUACCUGAUGAUACUGAUGCUGAUGACUUUUGAAUUUAAUUUGAUGUGGUGGAGUUUGGGAGUUUUGAAUUUCUUUUUUUCCUUUUCCUUUUCACUGGGUAAAGGGAGGAUCCCCUUCCUCCACUCCCUCAACUGAUCAUCUGCGAAUUAUUUCUGCAGCCCUGCAGUUGCCCCAAAUAGCCUUUUCCCUGCAUCUUCUGUCCUCAGUCAUGCCAGUCUGGACAUGCUCUGUUGUGCCCUGUGACAUAAGUGCUCAAUAUUUCUAUUGCUUUCACUGUGUUUUAGGUGUUGUAGAGGGAUCGAAACUAAACAGAAGCAAGGGAAUGUCAGAGUAAUGAUGCUGGAGAAGACUUCUGUUCAGGGAGCAUUCUGCAUUUGGGCUAUUUCUUCUGCUAGCACUGGGGAUUCCCAUGUUGCAGCACUGCUGGGUCAUGCCAGUUUUGUAUCUGGGGUUUUUGGGUCAGUUUUUCUCUUCUUCAUGCCACUUUGGUUAUGGUGUUUCUUCUAGGCUUGUCCCUCCCCUAAACUAAAAAAUCUGAACUAGAAGUAAAGAGGCUGAGACUCUGCCUCCUGGAGGAGGGAUUCAACUGCCUCCAGUACCAAGCAGGUUUAGAGUAGGACUCCCCACUGCAAUCGGGGACCUGGUUGUACCUGCUCCCCAUUGGCAGAUUGUUUAGGCAGCAUUGCUGGAAUCUGUGAGAGGUCAAGACAGAGCCCACCUCACCAAGAUCAUCAACUGUAUUCAAAUUAUUGACCUGGACAGAAUCAAAGGCUGAUAGUAACCUCUUAUAAGAAAGAACAAAGAUGGGCAUGAAAGAGACAACCUCAGCCCAAGAUAUGUACUUACAGUUCCUAACUUAUGUGAAACUUCCCCCAUUGUUAGCCGAUUGCAUGGAUAAUCUUCCAUGGCUCCUUCCUUCCCCUCUUCCUGUCUUCCUUCUUUCUCCUGCUCUCCCCUGCACAGGAGGGUUGCUGGUAUGGGCAUAGUUAAAGCACUUCUAGCACUCAAAGACUGCCCUGUUUCCAACAUUCUCCCAUCCCACAACAUUUGAAGUAAGCAAGCGAGGAGCCUAGGGGACUUUUCCCUGUGGAGAAAGGAUCUGAGGCAGAGAUGCUACCCUCAGGCUCAUUUUUGGUAGGCUUUACACUUAGGAAAAACUAACUUUCCACACAAAGAGACAGACUCCCUAUGAGUACUCCCUAUUCCUCCUCUCCACAUAGCCCCUCAGAUAGAUAGACCUUGAACAGCAAGGAGAAUGGAGUACAAAGGAGUAAGAAUGGGCCCUACUAUGGAGAGCCAUUCUAGUGAGGAAUCUGGAGAUUUUGAGUCUAUCCUGGACCCUGUGGGAGAAGACUUAAUCAUGAAAGGACUCAUGGCUGCAUGGGACACAGCAUAGCUGGCUUGAUUGCUGCUCUUACGCCUCCUGACCCAGACCAGGCCCUGCCCAGCCUGGGAAUUUUUCUUCUAUGGGAAUCAAAUUACAAGCUGUUUAAGCUCCCAUUCCACCACACCCAAAUGAGACUUGAGGAGUUAGCCAAGGAUAAGUGUGAGCUGGGCAGAAGGCCAGGGCUCGGGACUGGCCACAACUGCUCAGCACCUGACCCAGCUACUUAAGCCCACUUGACAAGGAGCCUGGUACCCAGUGCCUAAGCUAAAGUGGCUUCCCUGGCAAACAGAAUGUCUGGCUGUGUAGGCCUCCCUUGAGUGUACAUUAUUUUCCUACUUUCAAUUCCUUCUCACUAGGCUUGGCCUUGACUUGUUUCUCCAGGGCCUGGGGGCACACCAAGUGGGGAUGCAUGGACAGGUCCCUGGACCUACAACUUCUCUUGGCCAAGCUCACUCACACUCCCACUUCCUGCUCCCCUGGGGCUGUGCCCAGAGCUCCAGAAUCAGGGAUUAUCACCUCUUUCCACCCACCUCUCAUCCACCCAACCCACUGGCCUCAUCAGAUGCCAAUAAUUUAUGAAAACAACAAGAAAUCUGUUCACCAUUGCUUGGAAUAUUCCCCCAGUCUAUGGCAGAAAAGCAGACCGGUGGCCAACAGCCCCAAGGGGAACCCCAUUACCUGGGCUUAGGAUCCAAGCCUAUUCUGUGUUCCCAUAGCGAUGCUAUCCACAAGAACUCUGUAAAUCUCUGUUUCUGCAUGGCCCAGAGAUCCCCUUUCCUCAACUCAAUGAGACCUGGAUUUGCUCAAAAAGGCUUUGCUAAUAUAUUCUAUGGGCCCUCUUGUGGGAUGGUCCUAACCCAGAAAUCCACCUCCUCUUUCUCUCUCUCCCUCUUGUCCCUUCUAUGUGUAUAUCUCUAAAGGAUUUAUAAGGACAGCAACAAGAGAGUUCUAACAAUUCUAGUGUGAAGCCAAAUAGUGAUUUUUAGUGUUUUGGGGAUGGGGUGGGCUGGGGUGGAUGGAUGGGCAACAGUGAUUUUGAUUACCCCUGCUGCUCUGCACUUGCCAGUUUAUUAUUUCAUUUCUUCUAUCUGACUGUUUGACCCUGUCAAACAAGUGUCAAAGUUGUGUGUUUAAAAAAAAAUGUUUAACAAAAAUAUGAUGUUGUAAUGACACAAAGCCUUAUGAAAAUAUUUAUGGAGUUCAAUAAAAGAAGUAAAAAGACA
Orcinus orca (killer whale) is the source of this 5534-nucleotide messenger RNA. RefSeq names its product Cdc42 guanine nucleotide exchange factor 9 (gene ARHGEF9). Gene Ontology annotation, molecular function: protein binding; guanyl-nucleotide exchange factor activity. The record is from RefSeq and is a predicted model, not a curated record. The coding region runs from base 863 to 2413 and encodes 516 amino acids. The transcript is spliced from 10 exons. NCBI's taxonomy places the organism in Eukaryota, Metazoa, Chordata, Mammalia, Artiodactyla, Delphinidae.